Messenger RNA from Podarcis muralis (Common wall lizard), 3299 nucleotides. NCBI's taxonomy places the organism in Eukaryota, Metazoa, Chordata, Lepidosauria, Squamata, Lacertidae. The record is from RefSeq and is a predicted model, not a curated record.
AUGGAAGAUGAGAGAAAACAUGGCAUCUUUGUUGAAUCCAACAAGAUGGUGAGCCAUGUUUGUGAUGCAGCUUCAAUGAAGAAUGUACUAGAACUGAAAGUAUGCGAUGAAGAUACUCCCUUCAGGGAUGACCAGCUUUGCACAGUUCUUUUUGAUAUAGCUCAGCUCCAGCUUGGUGAAACAGUCUGCAGGCAUUUUGAACUGAACCAGCAGAAGGAUGAGGUGCUGGAAGUGGAGUUCACUUUGGAACAGAUGCCAGAUUUUCCUGAAAGCCUUGCUACAAAUGGAGUACUGGUGUCUCGGGAACUUGGCUGUCUAAAAGUAGAGGUUUAUGGAAGAGAAAAGAAGAAAAAAGAUAGAAGAGAAGAAUUCACAUUUACAUUGAAAGGAUCCCUUGAAGAUACUCAGAGCAUUUUACUGGGCGAUGGUUCUAGAUAUGCCCCACCAAACUCCACAGUGUUCCACUAUGUCAAGUACUGUAACCCACACCUGGAAGUGGAAUUCCCAAAGAAAUGCUGCAUUUGUUGUUCAGAUAAAGGGCACACGAACUCCCUAACUUUGCCCUUGAAUCAGCUUCGCAUAGGAGAGAGAGUGGAAAUAUCAAACGACAAAGCAUAUAAUGUAUUUGUGACAGCAGAAAACUGCCAGAAUGACCUAGACAUGCGCUUGGGAUUUGAUGUAUGCCCAGAGGAGCAGGACUUCAUUUGUAAGCGGAAGAAAUACGUUGCUGCUGCUUUGAAAAAUGCUCUUAAUCUUCAAGAUGAUCUGCAGGAUGAUGAGGUUCCCAUUGUGGCUGUGAUGACAACAGCAGGUGGCGUAAGAUCCAUGACUGCGAUGUACGGCAGCCUAUUAGCUCUCCAGAAGCUGAAUCUCUUAGACUGUAUUUCAUACACCGCUGGUUUAUCUGGCACAACAUGGACCAUGAUAAAUUUAUAUGAAGAUGCCAAUUGGUCUCAAAAAGAUUUGGAAGCGCAUAUCAGUGAUGCUCGGAAACAUGUCAUGAAAAACAAGCUUUCCUGUUUUUCUCGGAGGCACUUAACAUACUAUGAAAAGGAAAUCUGUCAGAGGCACCAAGAUGGAUAUAAGCUAUCUUUUAUAGAUCUCUGGGGGCUCAUUAUUGAAUCCAUGUUUAAUGAUGAGCCCAAUCAUCACAAGCUCUCAGAUCAACGACAGGCUGUGAAUCUGGGUCAGAACCCACUUCCCAUCUACCUUGCUCUCAAUGUCAAAGAAAGAUACAGCACUCUAGAUUUUAAAGAGUGGGUGGAAUUUACUCCCUAUGAAGCAGGCUUCUUGAAAUAUGGAGCUUUCAUUAAUGUGGAACAUUUUGGAAGUCAGUUCUACAUGGGCCACUUGACAAAGAAGCUGCCGGAAUCUGAGCUCUGUUACAUGCAAGGCAUGUUGAGUAAUAUAUAUUCCCAGAGUUUGCUGGAUGCAUUGUAUUUAGCUGACUGUUCAGAAGACUUCUGGCACAGGUGGACAAGAGACAGAGUGGUGGAUAUUGAAGAUGGUACUCUGCCCAGCAUGCCUCGCCGGCCAGAUGUACAGCCAACACGCCUCUUCACCCCCAGCGGAAGCCUCACCGAUGUGCUUAGAGAUGUUGUAACAAUGCGGCCAAUUGUUGCAGAAUAUGGCAAUUUCAUGAGGGGCCUCCAAGUCAACGAUAAAUACUUGGAGAAUGACAGGUUUUCAAUGUGGAAAGAUACUGUACUAGAUAAUUUCCCCAACAAGUUGAAUGAAACACCAGAAUAUUUGGAACUGACAGACACAGCUUUUUUCAUCAAUACCAGCUGCCCACCGCUUCUGAGGCCAGAGAGGAAAGUGGACCUUAUUUUACAUUUAAAUUAUAGUGGAGGAUCACAGACAUUGCCAUUGGAUCUAGCUACAAAAUACUAUGCGGAGCAGGGCAUUCCAUUUCCCAAGGUUGUGCUGACAGAUGAAGACAGGAAGCAUCUCAAGGAAUGCUACCUCUUCGACAAAGCAGAGAGUCCAGAGGCUCCCAUAUUGCUGUAUUUUCCCCUGGUAUGCGAUACCUUCCAAAAAUACAAAGCUCCUGGUAUAGAACGCAGUCCUAGUGAGAUGGAGGAAGGCCAAGUUGAUGUCAGCAGCACUGUAUUUACCCCAUUUGCUACUGGUGCACUGCAGUAUUCAGAGGCUAAUUUCAACAAGCUGUUAAAUUUGACCAACUACAAUAUCCUCAAUAAUCAACAUAUGAUUCUUCAGGCUCUGCGUACAGCAGUACAACGAAAGAAGCAGCAAAAGCAACAGUCUCUAUGACUCUCUUCUUAACCCUCUCCAAAUGUAUUUUCUGCAUUUUCUGCCACUUGCCAGUAUUACAGAAAUGGGAACUUGCUAAUUAUUAUUUGUGAUUUAUGUGCCCCAAGUGUACCAAGGUGCUCUGUUAUUUUGUUUGAAUACAAAUAUGGUAGGAAACAAAUUGGGAGAUAGUGACUGAGAGACAUCUACUCGCAAUUGGUCACCAAUGAGGGGCUGGAACAUGGUCGUCUUAGGCUCAGGUCCAGCACUACAAAGGCUUUGCUAAAAUAUAGACCUGAGUUAUAUUGCCUCAGCAACCGAAGCUUAGUGACAAAAGCCAUUGACAAAAUGCGAAUAUCUAUAAUAGGCCUCUAAGUUUCAGGUCUUAGGUUUUGUUCAUAAAUGCAUGAUUGUCACUUGAUGAUGGCAAUAUGAAGCAGCCAUUACCGAUCAAACAAACCAGAACAGAACUCCCCUCUCACUUCAUAUCAACCCAGAUACAAUACCUUGAAAUGGAGAAAGUUUACAUAUUCAGCGCGAGCUCAUUGACUGAGACCAAUAUGUUAUCGAGUGAUGUACAUACAAUGUGAAUUUGUUCUCAGUAUCUUCUAGAGAUAUGAUAUUGGUUUUCAAUACUAUAAACUAUCAUGAAGCAAUGGAGUGUUCAUAUGUGAAUCAGCCUUCCCUAUGUGAAAAUUCAGAUCGAGAAAUACUGUUAUGUGUUUGGGGGGUGCCAGACCUCUAAAUUUCUGGAUCCAGUUAAGUGCUAAAAGCUAAUCAGGCCAGGCUAGCUUCCUGUGUUCAGGUAAUUGCCUGGGCGAAGGGCCAUUAAAUGAGAACAAAGGAAAAGGUGACAGGCCAUUAAGAAAGAAAGGCUCUGGGCCAGAUGGCGAAUAGAUAGUUAAAAAGACAAAAGUCAGAGUUUAAAGUGAAGUGUGUGUAAUGUCGCCUAGAGGUAAAGUUGCAGGCUAGAAAGGAAAAAAGGGCAAAGCACAGUAUUUGAAUCCAAGACUGUAGCUACGGGAGAAGCAAGACCCUUUUUGGGG